GUAGGCGGGGUGACGUGGGGUUGACGAGCUCAGCGGCGGGUUUGCCGAGAUCAGUGCCCGGCGGCAGCUGGUGCGGGGGGCGGCCAGAGCCUUAGGUGGAGCGGGGCGGUGUGUGGCCGGGGCCAUGACGGGCAAUGCCGGGGAGUGGUGCCUCAUGGAAAGCGACCCCGGGGUCUUCACCGAGCUCAUUAAAGGAUUCGGUUGCCGAGGAGCCCAAGUAGAAGAAAUAUGGAGUUUAGAGCCUGAGAAUUUUGAAAAAUUAAAGCCAGUUCAUGGGUUAAUUUUUCUUUUCAAGUGGCAGCCAGGAGAAGAACCAGCAGGCUCUGUAGUUCAGGACUCCAGACUUGACACAAUAUUUUUUGCCAAGCAGGUUAUUAACAAUGCUUGUGCUACCCAAGCUAUAGUCAGUGUGUUACUGAACUGUACGCAUCAAGAUGUCCAUUUAGGAGAGACAUUGUCAGAGUUUAAAGAAUUUUCACAAAGUUUUGAUGCAGCUAUGAAAGGUUUGGCACUGAGCAAUUCAGAUGUGAUUCGACAAGUACACAACAGUUUUGCCAGACAGCAAAUGUUUGAAUUUGAUGCAAAGACGUCCGCAAAAGAAGAAGAUGCUUUUCAUUUUGUCAGUUAUGUUCCUGUAAACGGAAGAUUGUAUGAAUUAGAUGGAUUAAGAGAAGGACCGAUUGAUUUAGGUGCAUGCAAUCAAGAUGACUGGAUCAGCGCAGUGAGGCCAGUCAUAGAAAAAAGGAUACAAAAGUACAGUGAAGGUGAAAUUCGAUUUAACUUAAUGGCCAUUGUGUCUGACAGAAAAAUGAUAUAUGAACAGAAGAUAGCAGAGUUACAAAGACAACUUGCUGAGGAGGAACCCAUGGAUACAGAUCAGGGUAAUAAUAUGUUAAGUGCUAUUCAGUCAGAGGUUGCCAAAAAUCAGAUGCUUAUUGAAGAAGAAGUACAGAAACUAAAAAGAUAUAAGAUUGAAAAUAUCAGAAGGAAGCAUAAUUAUCUGCCUUUCAUUAUGGAAUUAUUAAAGACUUUAGCAGAACACCAGCAGUUAAUACCACUAGUAGAAAAGGCAAAAGAAAAACAGAAUGCAAAGAAAGUGCAGGAAACCAAAUGAAGACGAUGCUUUGGGAUGUGUCCACAUUUCUGCUUCUGCACUUAUUUUCAUGGAAACCAUUAAGUAUAAAGAACUUUGAGCAACAUCCUAAUUGACUCAAUGCACGUUUGGCGUAGUACCAGUCUGUCUUGUCUUUAAUGCAUGGAUUCCUUCCCUACCUGCAUCAUGUGCAUGUGGUGCAUAUUAAAUAAAAGUGAUGUUGAGAGUG
Molecule: messenger RNA, 1322 nt
Organism: Prionailurus viverrinus (fishing cat)
Lineage: Eukaryota; Metazoa; Chordata; Mammalia; Carnivora; Felidae
Gene: UCHL5
Product: ubiquitin C-terminal hydrolase L5
Exons: 11
Coding region: 125-1114 (329 amino acids)
Biological process (GO): ubiquitin-dependent protein catabolic process; protein deubiquitination
Cellular component (GO): cytoplasm; Ino80 complex
Molecular function (GO): cysteine-type deubiquitinase activity; proteasome binding
Source: RefSeq, a predicted model, not a curated record